CGUGAAUCUGCUCUCUACUUUUCUCCUUUUAUCUUUUUUUCUCCCCUUUGGACUUUGUCUCCAUCGUCGAGCGUUUCUGCUUUCAUAAGCUGCUGCCAUAUGUGCCGCGUUUUCUCAAAUAACUAUAUUCCCCUUUUGGUGCAGAGAGGUCUUGUAAUAAUCGUGUCUUUCUGUCGGAUCCUGCGCCCACUGCUUCUUUCUUCGCCGCUUUCCCUUCUCCUUGUUUUGUUAAGGUUCUGUUGCACUCCGCCGCUUCUCGCCGCGAACACCCUUGGCUUCCUCUCUCUUUCUCGUACGAGUUCUCGCCUAUUUGCAUCAUCGCCAUUCUUCUUCUUGGAGGAUGUUGGGUCGUCGGCGGAAGGGUGGCUUGGAGUCGGCGGCGCAGCCGCGAGAGACGAAGCGCUGGCGCCUGGAGCUGACCGAAGCGAGUUCUCCCCCCGACGCGUCGCAUGCGUCAAACUCCGGUGGCGACCUCCCUGUCUCUGGGGCGCCUCCAGAAAGAAAGUAUUCGUCGCCGGAUCCUCGAAGCGCGAGGCUCUCGGAGGAGAGAGAAGAAGACACACUUGUGCCUGCCUUGACAGAGGAGGAACUUCGUCUGCUGCAGACGGACGAGGAAGUGGAAGGCGAGGCAGACAAGGAGAGUGAAACAAAGAGAGGCCGAGACGACUCAGAGGGGGGAGCAGAGAAAGGUGGAGGCGGCGACAAAGCGCCCAAGAAACGCCGGAGGUUCGCUUGGAUGGAGAGCGACGAUGAAAGCGUUACCGCCAGCAGCAGCGACGAAGAAGAGGACUCUGAAAAAGAAGACCCCACAGGCGCCUCUUCCUCCGAUCCGACACACACCACUUUGCCUCCAACGACAUCUCUGGAAACCUCGCCGUCGCCUCCCGACGCUUCCUCUCCUCCUUCUCCUCCCUCUCCUUCUCCUCCCUCUCCUUCUCCCCCCUCUCCUUCUUCUUCUUCGCCUCCGCCCCCGUCUGCUUCUUCUUCUUCGCCUCCGCCGUCGGCUUCUUCUUCCUCCCCGUCUUCUCCUCAUCCGUCGUCUUCUCUGCCGUCUGCCGCGAAGGAGGGAGAGCAGAACGAUGCCGAUGUAGUCCCCGCGUCGGUCUUCGCCGCCGAUUUGGCUGCCCUGGGUUUGCGCUUUCUGGGGGCGGAGCACGAGGAGCUCUGCGAGCGCAUGCAGCGGUGUGUCACAUGUCUCUUCCUCGGGAACCUCUCCUUCGAGGCGUCCGUCGCAGAAAUCGAGACUUGGGUCAAAGCCCAGACGCUCCUCGAGCCUCUGCGACUCUUUGCCGCGCCUUCCAACGAUCCUGCCUUCGCUCGGGGCGCCGGGGACCACCGCGGCCGAGUUUUUGUGGAGCUCGGCAGCUACGCCAAGGUCCGUCUCGCGGUUCAGAAGCUAAACGGCUUGUAUUUGAGAGGGCGACCUGUUCGCGCUCUCUUUGCCUUCACUGUGAAUGGGAGACCGUGCACCCUGCAGACGGCGAUGCACUUGAAAUUCCUCCGGCAGCAUGUUCUGCAGGAGCUCAUGGGCGUCGAGCGCACUGCGCGAGUCCGAAGCACAGCGGCGAGGAAGAUCGACGGCGGAUGCAACUGGGGUGGAACGUGAUCGUCGGGACCCCCAAGGCCGUCUCCAGGUCUCUCGCGUUUCGCGAGAUUCAAACGAGGCGGCACAGACGCGGAGAGAACUCGCAGAAAGGCGAGAAGAGAAGAAAGAGGAGAAGGAAAAGAAGGAAGCUGCAGGGAAAGAACUGCGGCCUUUUGGCCUUUGUUUUGUGGGGUCGACUGCUGAAACAAGGCGGAAGAAAGGGGAAAAACGAGGGAAAUCGUUUUCAAGCAGAGGACUUCACCUAAGCAGGACUGAAAUCGUUUUCAAGCAGAGGACUUCACCUAAGCAGGACUGAAAUCGUUUUCAAGCAGAGGACUUCGCCUAAGCAGGACUGAAAUCGUUUUCAAGCAGAGGACUGCACCUAAGCAGGACUGAAAUCGUUUUCAAGCAGAGGACUUCGCCUAAGCAGGACUGAAAUCGUUUUCAAGCAGAGGACUGCACCUAAGCAGGACUGAAAUCGUUUUCAAGCAGAGGACUUCACCUAAGCGGGACUGGAAAUAUCUCUCUGAAACGCGUUUUCGCGUGAGGAAACGCUUGGUCGAUGAUGCCAAGGACGCAGUCUGUGUCUCGAGUUUCUGCUGCUCUUCGUUCGUGUUGCUCUCCAGUCUUGUUUGCGUCGGGGGACCUCUGUGCGUGCAUGCGCGAGUCCGAAAGAAAACUUUGCAAGUGUCAAACGCUUCUCUGCUCUCUGGGAUGAAACCUGUUGAUCGAC
Messenger RNA from Toxoplasma gondii ME49, 2318 nucleotides. RefSeq lists its product as hypothetical. The transcript has a single exon. The coding region runs from base 341 to 1606 and encodes 421 amino acids. The record is from RefSeq and is a predicted model, not a curated record. NCBI's taxonomy places the organism in Eukaryota, Apicomplexa, Conoidasida, Eucoccidiorida, Sarcocystidae. Gene Ontology annotation, molecular function: RNA binding.